Molecule: messenger RNA, 1350 nt
Organism: Sclerotinia borealis F-4128
Lineage: Eukaryota; Fungi; Ascomycota; Leotiomycetes; Helotiales; Sclerotiniaceae
Source: the annotation of a GenBank genome assembly
AUGGAUCUCGCCCAAAUGUUGGUGCGCUCUUGCACGCGCUCGUUCUACGACACAAAACACAUCCUUGUGAUUGAUGCGCUCGUCAUCCAUUCCGCUUUGCGCGAUGAUGAUUUAGCAUACCUGAUGAGCAUAAAUACGAAAGAGCUUCAUAAGCUUUGCGGAAAAUUGAAGGAGGAUCGAUUCCUUGCAGUGCAUACCCGCCCAGAGAUCAGAGAAGGCCAGCAAAGACCAAUCAAUCGAACCUACUAUUAUAUCGACUAUCGUGCGACCAUCGAUGCGAUCAAAUGGAGAGUCUACCUGAUCGAUAAGGCGGUCCAAGGAAAUACUGUGCCGGAUGAUGAGAGAAAGGAAUACUUUUGCCCUCGAUGCAAAUCGGAAUGGACUAUGUUCGAGGUUUUGGACAAGAGAAAUUACGAAGGCUUUCUAUGUCACAAAUGCGACUAUCUUCUGGUACACGACCCCGACAACAAUCGUGGUGGACAUGAGCAGUCCUCGAAACUCAAUGCGCAAUUCAAGUUCAUCACCGACUUGCUCCCAAAAAUCGAUCAGGUGGUCAUCCCUGCAAACACCUUCGAACAGGCUUUAUCUUCAGCCCGCAAAGUACUUCGAGAUGAAGCUAAUCCCGGCAGCGAAACCGCGCCUGUCAAUCUCGCCUCGGAGAGACCUACUGCUGUUCGUGGUCUGGAUAACACUGGACCAACGUCUAUUUCGGUCACUUUGACGAAAGGAGAAGGACCUACUGCUGCAGACAUUGCUGCUGAACAAGCUCGCAAAGAAAAGACGGCUCUUCAGAACGCAUUACCGCAGCAUUUCACUCACAGUACCAUCACUGGAGAACAAGUCAAAUUUGGUAACCAGCCUACGGCCUCCACUGGCCCUACGGUGGAAACCAACAAGAAGGACAUCAAACCUGGUACCGAAGGCGCGGAUGGCGGAGCCGAAAUUGAUGAUUACUUUGCGCAACUGAAGGCUGCACAAGCCAAAGAAGCUGAAGAGGAACAAGACGAAGAAUUCGAAACCGACGACGAGGAAGAAGAAGGUUUCGAGGACGUCAUUCCCAAUGGUACCACAUCCGGUGCUGCCACUCCAGCUAGCUCAGUCGGAGGCACGGAAUCUAAGCCUAGCAUAACGAGUGGUAGUGGCCUCAGUGGUGUUCUGAAGCACUCGCGGCAUGAAAGUGUAUCCGCAAGUGGUACCAGUACAGGUGCAGGAAGUCCGGUAACAGGACCGAAUACACCGAAUGAGGAUAGACCAGCAAAGAGAGUUAGAAUUGAGGAACCAGCCCCAGUGGCACCGGCUAUAAAGGAUGAAGAGGAGAGUGAAGAGGACAUGGAGUUUGAAGACGUUUGA